UUUCAGCAGAACUGGCUAGACAUUAUUAACGGUGAAAUACGUUCAUUAAAAACAGUCUUCGAGGAAGUUUAAGGUUUUUCUGGGUUUUUCGCAAAGAUCGAAGUGUAACAAUAAUCCAGUAACAUGUCUAUGACAAUUCCAGCCGUUUUUCUCAACGUGCAAAUUCACUCAAUUACCAAUCUCGCACUAGGUGCUCUCUGCUUCAUCUUCCAGAUUGCUGCCUUGGCUGUAAGCCCGCAUGAUGUCUACGAACAAAUUGGUAUUGGCUUUUGGGGUGGACUUAUUCUCAUGUUUACUGCAAUAACUGCUUACAAAGCAGCAACUGGAGAAGCGCCAUUUCUUUUAGGUUGCAGUUUUGUGCUAUCAAUUUUCGCAUUCUUAACCAGCUUCUCUAUCAUGUGCAUUUUUGCUGCAUCAAUUGAUCAAAUGAAACGGUACAGUGAAAACCCAUGCACAGGUUACUGUGCAAAGGUAGACGAACCCAUAUCUCCAUGCUCUCACUAUAGUAAUGCCCACUUGGCAUUUGAUUCGAUUCUACUUACGUGCGGACUGAUUGGUAUCCCGGUGAACGCUUUGUUAGUUUUAGCAGUUAUUUCAAUGUACAAUCCUCUUCCGGCCUCUGCCCCUGCUACGUAAAACAACAAUUAGAAAUGUGUAUGUUUGUUUAUUUUGUUUUUUACGGUCGAAAGUUUCCCAGAAAGAAGUGUUCG
Daphnia carinata is the source of this 710-nucleotide messenger RNA. RefSeq lists its product as uncharacterized. Lineage: Eukaryota; Metazoa; Arthropoda; Branchiopoda; Diplostraca; Daphniidae. The coding region runs from base 124 to 636 and encodes 170 amino acids. The transcript has 4 exons. The record is from RefSeq and is a predicted model, not a curated record.